Messenger RNA from Myxozyma melibiosi, 405 nucleotides. RefSeq lists its product as uncharacterized. Bases 1 to 405 code for a protein of 134 amino acids. The record is from RefSeq and is a predicted model, not a curated record. The transcript is spliced from 5 exons. NCBI's taxonomy places the organism in Eukaryota, Fungi, Ascomycota, Lipomycetes, Lipomycetales, Lipomycetaceae.
AUGAGUACCGCGUUUCAUACUCCGGACGAGACACUGGUCAACGAUACCGAGGACCAGAACCUGAAGCGGGCGGAGGAUUUCAUUCUCACCGACAAUACCGAGAUUAUUGAAAUUAGAACAUAUGAAGGCGCUUAUAUGCGAACAGCUAUGCUCGAGCUGACGAUGGGCUUAUCCAUCCUUCGUCUGUUUGAUAUCGAGUUUUACCCCAUCGGUGCCUGGUUCUCCGCCAUCGCGCUAUCAUUCAUGUUCAUCGGUCUCGGUCGCCGGAUCUCAUCCAACAAAUUCCUCAUGCGUACAAAACCAGCAAAAUACUUCCUCACCAGCGGCACCCCGGUCUUCCUGACCUCGAUCGCCGUGACUGUCGGAUACAUUGCGCUGAUACCUGAAGUUUUCCGAUUACAGUAA